This is a messenger RNA of Spizellomyces punctatus DAOM BR117, 2803 nucleotides long. RefSeq lists its product as uncharacterized. Lineage: Eukaryota; Fungi; Chytridiomycota; Chytridiomycetes; Spizellomycetales; Spizellomycetaceae. The record is from RefSeq and is a predicted model, not a curated record. Gene Ontology annotation, molecular function: phosphatidylinositol binding. The transcript has 10 exons. Gene Ontology annotation, biological process: negative regulation of toll-like receptor 9 signaling pathway; apoptotic process. The coding region runs from base 839 to 2737 and encodes 632 amino acids.
AAUGAAUGCAAGAUAUUCUUCAUAUAUGAUACACCCACACAAAGAUGUACAUUACGGAUGUGCAUAUGUAUCUGGGAGGAGGAGAUGGAGGGAGUGUGAUACGGGGUAAUUGACAACUGAAAGUUUGAACUCUCAUUCUUGGAUUCACUAAACGCAUUGAUGAAGGCUUUAAACAAGACAUGUUUUUUCUACUCGUUCAUUCAAAGCCUCAUUAGACUGAACCUAAACCUUGUUUAUUUUCGAUGCCGCCCCGUGUCUCGUAGCGUCAUAUCCAAGAUUCAUAACCUUCACGCCAAUUGUGAUAUUCCAUUUCCGUUACGUAUUACUUGGUAGAUUAUUCAGGUACUUUUAAGCAAUGUCUACAGUGGGACACCAUGUAAUUCUCUAGAGCGACAUCGAAUUGCAAUCUGAUGCAUCAAAAUGACAGAGAUUGUUUACUCUAUACAUACAGUGUGACAUUCCAUAGUCUACUAUAUCAACAUAUGAGAUAUGCAUUGAGAAACCUAUUGUCAAACACAUUUCUGAAUCCACUCUAGAAAUACAAGCACAAGGACCAUUAUUCUUUUAUUGCUGCAUUUACACGAAUGGCCAUCUCUCUCUUGAAGAAGGAUCGUGUGGCUUGGUCGUGACGGAGGUUCGUGACGUAACCAAACUGGUUCAAAGUGUGCUUUUGGGCUCUAGCGUUUUCCUUCUUUAUGGCUUUGGCAGUUUGACAACUGUCUGGUUUUCUUCCCCUAACCAACAGCAACAUUUGCAAGUCGCAACCCGUGCAUUGCACAAUUUGCAUAUUUGCAAAACAUCUCGACACUCAUCAACUGACACCCGCGCGACAACACACAUGGCAACACCAAACCCAUCCCUCCCCCCACCCGACGUACCUAUCCUCGCAACACUCGACACCUCCGACCGCCCCUUUGAAGACAUUAUCGCCGACACCGCAUCCCCUGUCAUAGAAUCCAUUCUAGAGGACCGCCCCAUCUUGCCCAUCCCACGCUCCGCAGACGGUGUGGUUGUCAUUGACGAGGGCCCACAUGUGCAAGAGACAAGUGUGAGAAAACGGCUUGUUGGCAAAGUCAAGACGGUUCUAAAAGAGAGGGUUCGAAAGCAGGCUCGUGCUGCAAAGGAUUUUGUAAAGUGCUUUACAGAACCGUAUAUACCACCCCCAUCCAAACGCGCCGCCAAAUCCCUCUCCAUCACAUCCAUGAAAGAUGCAGGAACAAGAUUUCAAUCCGCCAUAUCGCCCUAUAUCGACGUCUUGGAAUACACUGUCAAAUUAUCGAGAUGGGAAGAUCCGUGGAAAACGGGCGGAUACGCAGUGCUCUACUUUUGGGCUUGGUACGCUCGGUACCUCCCCUACAUGAUCCUCUUUGCACCCCUCGUAGGUCUCUUGUUCACCUACAUGGAUACCCACUCCCAUCCCAUCAUCCAAGGACACCGCACCACCCCGCAAACAGCUUCAACGCAAGUUGGCGUCACAUCCAGCCUCGCAUCCGCUGCGACAGAGAGCUUUCAUUAUGCUGUGCAUGGGGCGCCGGCGAGUGCGAGUGCUUGGUGGAAGGCACUCGGGGAUUUGUAUGGGACGGGGCGCGAAGGGUUGGGGCUGUUGGAGGAUACGAGUGUUGUGUUGGAAAAGGUUAAAAAUUUACUUGUAUGGCGCGUCCCAGAAAAAACAGCGCAAGCAGCUCUCUUUUAUACCGCUUUCAUCGCCAUCCUCCUCACCGUACCUUUCCCUACCCUCUUUUACUGCUCCCAAUUCAUUUUCGGGUGGUACUUUUUCGUCAUUUUAGCGCUCAAGCACCAUUUUCCACGCUACAGAGAUGAAUUUGACCCCAUCUCCAAUUUCUUUGAGAACAUACCUUCCGAUGCCGACUUGCGCGAAAAGGACGCUAUUGAAAACGAAAAGCCCACGCUUCCAUCUAUUCUCAACCUCCCCCCAACACCCGUCCUCGAUACUUUUACAUGCAUCCACACAAACCCCACCGCCAUCCUCUCCUCAACAUGGGGCACCAUGUACACAACGCCCACACACUUGGCCUUUGUACCUAAAUUCUCAGAGACAUGCGUGGUGAUCCCUGUGAUGGACGUACAAAGGAUACGUAGGAUCCGGAUUGAGAGUCUAUUACCGGGGAGUGGACGCGGGAUUGGGGUUGGAUUGGAGGGCGGUGUAGAGUAUGUGUUUACGAGCUUUCCGGAUCGGGAGGCGGUGUAUAGGCAUUUAUGUGAGAUUUGUUCGAUACCCCUUGAUGCACCUUUGAUACCCUCUUAUGUCGAAAAUGAUGGCGAAAAGGUACCGGAUGACACAACAAGCGUAUCAUCAUGCACAUCCUCGGCAACAGAUUUCACGGCAACUGGGUAUAGCGUCUCGGAUACACAACUCCCAACCCAUCCCCACAUCCACAUCACAUCCCCCAAAACGCACACAAACCCGCUGGGUAUCCCAACACAUACAACCUACCUUAUCAUGAUCCCCCAACUAAAUAUCUCCACGCGAAGACGAUACAAGGAAUUUGUCGCACUGCGUAAACAACUCCAACAUGCAAAAAAAUCCAACACUCAAGCACCAGCUUUGAAUGUAAUGAACGUGGCGGAAUUGCCAGAAAAGAAACUUUUUGGAAGAUUUGAUCCACAGACGAUACAGGAUCGUCAGAUUGCAUUGGAGAGGUUUUUGAAUGCGCUUGCUGUCAGGCCUGAAGUGUGGAGUUGUGAGCCUUUUAUAAAGUUUAUUAGGGGGGAAUAAGUUGUGGUGUUGGAUUGAAUAUUCACAUAUUGAAUAUACGAAUUCCCUUCCUGGAUAGCAUAAAAC